CCUGCCCGCCUAUAGCGCCUCCCCUGCCUGUCACCUACCCAGUGUUUUUUUAUUUCUUGUAUCUAUAAACUCCCCUCCACUUCCUGUUUUUUGUGACCGCGCAUGAGCCGGGCUCGGCGACAUCUGAAUGGAUGUGAUGAGCUUGCGUAUUCAGGCGCCUCCUUUGUGACCUUCCUGACCUCCUGUUGUAGUUUGCCACCUGCAUCUUACUCCUCCAAGACGGAGGGACUUGCUUGGGUUGGGUUACAGGCGUUCAGCUUUGAAGGCGGGUUAGAACAGGUCAGACCCUUUAUGAGUUCGAGGUCUGAUGUGCAUUUGAGUUCCUUAGCGUGACGAAAAUCCCACUUUUAUUAUGUCAUUUUUUAUUAAAGUGGUCACCCAAAGCUUGCACUUCUCCAGGAACCUGACAAAUUCGAGACCCUGUAGUUCACAAAAAUGUCACCCCCCCGACACUCAAGCAAAGUUUUUUAUGCCUUUGUCUGUCCAUCUGUACAGCUGCAGAAUUUACUGGAACAAUUCGGGUUAAGUACCCGCCUGAGGGUACACCAGCUGACCCUGCCCAGGACCAGCAACAGACUGUCUUUUGCCUUUAGCUGCUGGGUAUUAAGAGUCAUUUAAAUGUUUAGUUUCAUUCUUCAGUUUUAUAGAUGAGUGGUGCAGGGGUCCUGUCCGCCUUUUUGGGAUUUUAUCCUGUAGAGCAAUACAGUUUUUGGCCUACCUAGCUGCACCCCCCCUCCGCCCCCCAUCUCAAUUUCCUUCACUUUCAUAUGGUUUCCUCUGUGUGGGGGUGGGGGCUCCCGGGGGUAGUUGUUUUAGAGGCUUAAACAGCAAAGAUGGACUUGGACUGUCCCUGAAUUUUGUAAUUCUUGGCGUGUUCGGGGCUGGUUCUGAAGUGAGGGGUUUUGCUGAGUCUUACAGUCUCACGCUGAAGUGGUGGUAGAUUCCUGGGCAUCCCGGACCUGUGGCCUGGUGGCCCAUGUGUGAUGUCAUUGGUGUGUGUGGGGGACAGCUGCCACAAAGAGGGUCGACUCUUCGACUGUUGAUUCCUUGAGGGCUUAUGUUUGGGAGACGUGGUGUUUUCCCUAAAUUCAGGAAACAAUUGGGUUAAUUUGCUUCUGAUGACCUUUGUGGGUUUGGGGUCAAAGGUUAAAGCAUGGAUGUCAGGAAAGCUUAGAUAAAUGGGCACUUUGUUAGCGCUAUACAACCCCUCAUUGAAGACACGUGUUUCCUGCAUGUUAAAUAAUUGUGAGCUGUUAGUGUUUAGGAAAAUUCGUUUUAGGGCUUCAGACUUAUCAGUUUACUGGUGUCUUAUUGAGUUGCAUAAAAAUCAACAACAGAUGUCAAAUCAGUGUCAUGUUGUAUCUCCUCAUCGGAUUAUAUUUUAAGCCUUUUUCAUUAUUGCACUUUUAAAUUUACUGCAGACUAAUUGUGUGCCUCUUGGAGUAUUCAAGAUGGUCAAGCCCACACAGGUAGACUGGGGAGAGGUUCAGUGUGUGUGUGUGUGUAUGUGUUUGAUGAAUGUAAUUAGUCAUCAGGGAGGAUCAGUCACAUUCUGCCGUGAAUUUUACAUCCUGCCCAGCUGGCUGUGCUCCUCCCACACUGACCAGUCAUCCAAUCAGAGCAAAGUAGUGUGGAGGUAGGGGUGUGACUGUAGUGCUGCAUGCUCUGCAUGAAGGGGUGUCUCAUCACAGCCGGGAUUGUAGGAGUGCAGGUGAGGUGACCUGACAGGCCCUUGCACAGUGAGAAUGCCCCUCCCACUGAUCCUACGUCACCUGGCUGCGCUUCGCGUCCUUCUGCUCUUGACAGCGUGUGACGAAGGGGACACCAGAAAUAUCAACUUCCACAAUCUCAGUCCCCCAGUGGAUGCCACACCCUUCCCCCGGAGCUUUAAGUGCUUCACGUGUGAACAGGAGUCAGACAACUACAACUGCAACCGCUGGGCAGAGGAUAAGUGGUGCCCUGAGAACACCAGGUUCUGUAUGACAGUUCAUCGUUUCAGCAGUUACGGGAAGAGUAGGUCUGUCACCAAACGUUGUGCAGCUAGAGAGGACUGCCUUACAGUGGGCUGCCGACACCACCGUGAUACAGACCACACUGAAUGUGUAUCCUGCUGUGAGGGCAUGGUGUGUAACGUCGAGGUCCCAACCAAUCACAGCAAUGCCGUGCUUGCCCUCAGACAUGCCCAGAGCUCGUCUGUGCACCUCAUACCUGCUUGGAAACCUCCAUCUUUUGUUGCCUUGGUGACGUUGGCUGCACUAAUGCUGUGGUGAGAACUCAACACCACCAUUACAUCCCAGGCUGCUAUGUUGACCUACAGCUAUCCCAAGAAGUACAGCACAGGGUCAGGGUUCCAGGUGAAGGUAGAACCUUCGGCCGGCCUAUCAGAUUACAGCCGCUACAGUUGAUUGACUGCUGGAUCAGCCAGUUGAACUAAAGAAUGGUGAACUGCUAUAUUUCUGUCAAACACCUGGGAGCAGGUCAACAUCUUCAGGCCCUCUAGGGGAGGGGAGGGCCUUCUCCAAGGCAGUGGGUUUCAGUACCAACAGCCACAAAACUUGAGAUCUCCAAGUAGUCCUGCAGGGAAGUCGUAGGACUUCCAUCAGCAAGGCUGGUGUUAGAAGAGCAUGCUUGCUCAAUGUUACUUGAAGAUGAGAAGAGGACAUCUGAUAGUGCCAGGAUGUAAGAAAUCCAGUGUGCAUUACUGCAGCCAACAAAACACAUUUAGCACUUUGUCAAAGGGAAGAAAACUGAGUAUCUGAAAUCGCAUAUUUGUUUGCUACGUAGUAGGCAAAAUGUAGUAUGCGACUUGAGAAGAAUGUUCGAAUCCUGAUUAUGGAUAUGACAAGAGGUGAACGGUACAUGGAUGACAUACUACAUUCUGUGAAAUUGUGUGGUUGAUGGACGCUACGCUACACCACAAGGCCACUGGAGCUGCAGCCAGAGAAGAAGAACUUCACUUUCUUAGAGAUUUGUGUCCAUGAAGGAGGAGGAACUGCCAUAUCCGUACACAUUUAAGUAGAAAACAGUGCCAAGUUGUGUAAUUUCAUUUUAAUGCGUAUUACUUUCACUAUGCCACUGGUAAACAUCCGGAACAAGUAAUAUGCGAGAUGGCAACCACAAAAAGUGCUUUCAUACUGUUCUCAUGCAUAUGAGUAGUAGGCCUGUAAUAACAUUCAGUAUGUACUAUGUAAGCAUGCGAUUUCAGACGCGCGCUCUUUCUUAACAUGUCCUCUUAAAUUAAUGCAUAUAAUGACGAGUUCCUAAUCCCAUAAGACUCAGUGUUUAAUUAGGAAACUCUUUAAUUUAAAGCAAAAUUCUAACCUGUAAGUUCUCAGGAGAGAUAACACUUGUAAUAAAGAGAAUGGUCUCUA
Molecule: messenger RNA, 3371 nt
Organism: Brienomyrus brachyistius
Lineage: Eukaryota; Metazoa; Chordata; Actinopteri; Osteoglossiformes; Mormyridae
Gene: lypd6b
Product: LY6/PLAUR domain containing 6B
Exons: 5
Coding region: 1746-2270 (174 amino acids)
Molecular function (GO): acetylcholine receptor regulator activity
Source: RefSeq, a predicted model, not a curated record